This is a messenger RNA of Nezara viridula (southern green stink bug), 1662 nucleotides long. NCBI's taxonomy places the organism in Eukaryota, Metazoa, Arthropoda, Insecta, Hemiptera, Pentatomidae. The record is from the annotation of a GenBank genome assembly.
AUGGUAGCUGUGGUGAAACCUUCUGUUCCACCACUUUUUAAAAUGAGUAUUUUCUUGAAAAUCAAACCUGAUUUUGUUUAUUGUUUUCGUAGAAACAUUGUUAAACAUAUUGCCAAUAUUACUUUUGAUAAUGUUAUUUACAGCUCCAAUAAUUUUUCAAAAAAUGGUUACAGUACAAAUAUUUCUGGCAAGGAAACAAUUCCUGACAAUAAAACAGCACAAUUUAUUAAAUUUGAUGACAUGAUAGAGGAAGGAAGAAAAGUUGCUCAAAGAAGUUAUGUUGUUCAGGUCAAUUCUGAAAACUCUUGCAUUGAACUUCAUGACUAUUGUCAAAGUAUUUGUACUGUUGAAAAUAUGUUCUAUUACCGAGUGAAAGAUGAUCACUUUGUUCUGGUUGAGUUCAGUAACUCGGAAGCUGCCCAUAAGUUAUCUUUUGAUCCAAACAAUCUAGCUGUGGUAUCACCUUUUAUUUGGUUUAGAACUGGGAAAAAGAAAAAACUUGUUCCGUCCUCAGUAAAUGUCUCACCACUCAUAAAUAUUUCUCAAGGACCAACAGAACUAGAGAUCAUAGAAUGGAUGACUGUAGCUCAAUCGUUGUUAGAUGAAAUGGAGAUUCUUUAUCAGUCAACAAAAUUGAGCCAGCUAGGUUUUAAAUUAAGGAUGAUUUGUGCCAGACAAGUGGAAAUGAUGUUGUCUGGACUAUUUCCUAAUAUUAGAGCCUUCCCUUUUGGAUCUACUGUGAAUUCUUUUGGAAAAGAAGGUUGUGACCUUGAUCUUGUACUUCGUUAUAAUUUUUCUCAGGAAAAUUCAGAUGACUUGAGGUUAGUUCAUCACUCUAAGAUCAAUGGUAUUAGUUCUCGAGGACAAACACAAAGGCAAAUGGAGUUACUUGGAGACCUAUUGCAAAUAUAUGUUCCUGGAGUAAUUGGGGUAAAAAGAAUUCUUGGAGCCAGGGUACCAAUCAUUAAGUACUCCCAUGAAUUCACUGGUGUUGACGUUGACAUUUCUCUGACCAAUAUGAGCGCAAUGUAUAUGUCUGAACUUCUUUAUAUCUUUGCUCACUUGGAUCCUGCUGCUCAGAGAUUGGUGUUCUCUAUUAAAGCUUGGGCUAAAGUCGUAGGUCUUACGAAUCCUUCUCCUGGAAGAUGGAUUACUAACUUUUCUCUAACAUUACUUGUUCUUUUUUAUCUGCAGAAUGAAAGGAGAUUACCCUCUAUUGAUGAUCUAUUCAAAUUAGCAGGUCCAAAUGAUACAAGAUAUGCAGAAGAAAUAAACUGCAGCUUUAUCAGAGAUCUAAGAAAUGUAAGAUUAGAGUUAGAUCAUAGUAAAACAACUGCAGAACUAUUGUUAGGAUUUUUUAAUUUCUAUCAAAAUUUUGACUUUAAUAAUAAAGCUAUAAGUUUAUGUUCUGCAAAAAUAAUUAAUAAGCUCGAUUACUCUCCUAUGUAUAUUGUUAAUCCUCUUGAUAGAAAUCUCAAUGUUACAAAGAAUGUUAGUCUUGAAGAAGUAGAAAGAAUACGUGUUGAGGCAAGAAAUGCAGCCUGGGCCCUUGAAACAAGUUCAAGGCUAGUUGAUUUAUUUCGCAGCUCUCCUGAAUCAUUAAUGUCUAAACGGAAAUAUAUAUCAAGAAUGGUAAUGGUAAAAGAUCUUUUUCAAACAUGA